AUGGGAAACUGCAUAAGGAAAGGAUCGUCGACGGAAUGGGGCGGCGAAGACUGGGCCUCAUUCGGGUCGGGUCGCGACAUGGACGAACCCGGGCUGCCCCCGGUUUUGCCUUGUUCCUUGGAGGUGAAGAUCAAGAUAUCAAAGAAGGAGCUUCAGAAGCUGUUGAACGUGGAAGGGAUGUCGGUGGAGAAGGUGUUGGCGCAGCUCGUCGCCGGAGAGGAGAAUCAGCCGCCGUGGAGGCCGGCUCUUGGUAGUAUACCGGAAUGUGAUGCUGCAUGA
This is a messenger RNA of Salvia splendens (bonfire salvia), 279 nucleotides long. RefSeq lists its product as uncharacterized. Bases 1 to 279 code for a protein of 92 amino acids. The record is from RefSeq and is a predicted model, not a curated record. The transcript has a single exon. NCBI's taxonomy places the organism in Eukaryota, Viridiplantae, Streptophyta, Magnoliopsida, Lamiales, Lamiaceae.